Adineta ricciae is the source of this 1059-nucleotide messenger RNA. Lineage: Eukaryota; Metazoa; Rotifera; Eurotatoria; Adinetida; Adinetidae. The record is from the annotation of a GenBank genome assembly.
AUGUCUUCUUUAUUCAAGAAAGUUAAUCAUUGGUUGUCGAAAUUCGUAUCGAUAAGAAAAAUCACUGAGCGAAAACGAACAUGUUCUGAUUCUAUGAAACUUUGGAAUAUUCCUACUCAUUUGAUAAAUUCAACUCCUAAAUAUGAAACAUUACUUUAUCAUGUUUCCAGUCCAUUAGCAUUUAUAACUUUAAAUCGACCUGAUAAAUUAAAUACAAUAUCACCUUUGAUGCCAUCAGAAUUACAACAUUCAAUCGUUCGAGCAAAUCAAGAUAAUGCAGUGAAAACUAUUAUACUUCGUGGCAAUGGCACUUCAUUUUGUGCAGGAUUUGAUUUUGGCAAUGAUUUAGCCAAUUUCCCUUCAAAUUUAAGUAAUUCAAUGAAUGAUUGGAAUCCCGGAGAAGAUAUGAUGUUAACUACAUCGAAAUUAACAAGUCCAGUUGCUAAAUUUAUGUCGAUUUGGUAUUCACAUAAACCUGUUAUUGCUCAAAUUCAUGGUUAUUGUGUAGGUGGUGGUAGUGACAUGGCAUUAUGUGCUGAUCUGAUUAUUGCUGCUGAUGAUGCUAUUAUUGGAACGCCUUAUAGUCGAAUAUGGGGCACUUAUUUAACAGGAAUGUGGAUUUAUCGUUUAGGUUUAACAAAAUGUAAAGAAUUAGCCUUAUCUGGUGAAGCUCUUUCAGGAAAAAGAGCAGCUGAAAUAAAUUUAAUUAAUAAAUCAGUUUCAUUUAAUCAACUAGAGAAUGAAGUAUUGAAGACAGGUGAAAAAUUAGCUGAAAUUCCUGUAACACAAUUAGCCACAAUGAAAUUAAUGGUUAAUCAAGUUUAUGAAAAUCAAGGUUUACAUACAACACAAUUAUUAGGUUGUAUUUUGGAUGGUUCAAUGCGUCAUACUCCUGAAGCGAUGAAAUUUGUCGAAACAGCUGCUCAGUUUGGUGUUCAACAAGCAGUCAAACAACGUGAUGCACCUUUUCAAGAUUAUAGUCAGGCGGAUGAAAUCAAUCGUCCUAAGAUUAAUCAUAGAUUUUCUUAUCAACAAGGAAAGACAAAGAGUCAUUUGUAA